Molecule: messenger RNA, 1710 nt
Organism: Orycteropus afer afer
Lineage: Eukaryota; Metazoa; Chordata; Mammalia; Tubulidentata; Orycteropodidae
Gene: SSX2IP
Product: SSX family member 2 interacting protein
Source: RefSeq, a predicted model, not a curated record
GGUAUCUUGGCUCUGGUGAUUGCUAUGGGAGAUUGGAUGACUGUUACAGAUUCAGGUCUGUGUUCAGAAAGCAAAAGUAUCUCCCAAUAUACCUCAGAAACAAAGAUGUCUCCAUCAAGUUUAUACUCACAUCAAGUGCUGUGUUCUUCAAUACCUUUAUCAAAAAAUGUGCACAGUUUUUUCAGUGCCUUCUGCACAGAAGAGAAUAUUGAGCAGAGUAUUUCAUAUCUUGAUCAGGAAUUGACUACUUUUGGUUUUCCUUCAUUAUAUGAAGAAUCUAAAGGUAAAGAGGCAAAGAGAGAAUUAAAUAUAGUUGCUGUUUUAAAUUGUAUGAAUGAACUACUUGUACUUCAGCGGAAGAACCUUCUAGCUCAGGAAAAUGUGGAAACACAGAAUCUGAAACUGGGAAGUGAUAUGGACCAUCUACAGAGCUGCUAUGCAAAACUUAAGGAACAACUGGAAACCUCCAGGAGGGAAAUGAUUGGACUUCAGGAAAGAGACAGACAGUUACAAUGCAAGAACAGGAAUUUGCAUCAACUACUUAAAAAUGAGAAGGAUGAGGUACAAAAAUUACAGAAUAUCAUUGCAAGUAGAGCUACUCAAUAUAAUCACGAUAUGAAGAGAAAAGAACGUGAAUAUAAUAAACUAAAGGAACGUCUGCAUCAACUUGUUAUGAAUAAGAAGGAUAAAAAAAUAGCUAUGGAUGUUUUAAAUUACGUGGGAAGAGCUGAUGGAAAGAGAGGCUCCUGGAGAACUGGUAAAACUGAAGCCAGGAAUGAAGAUGAAAUGUAUAAAAUUCUCUUGAAUGAUUAUGAAUAUCGUCAGAAACAAAUCCUAAUGGAAAAUGCUGAACUUAAGAAGGUUCUACAGCAAAUGAAAAAGGAAAUGAUUUCUCUUCUUUCUCCCCAAAAGCAGAAACCUAGAGAGCGAGCUGAUGAUUGCACAGGAACUGUACACUUAGAAGGUUUUAAUGAUGAAGAUGUGAUUUCACGACAAGAUCACGAACAAGAAACUGAAAAACUCGAGUUAGAAAUUCAACAGUGUAAAGAAAUGAUUAAAACUCAGCAGCAACUUUUACAGCAGCAGCUUGCUACCACAGGUGAUGAUGAUACUGCUUCUCUACUACGAGAUUGUUAUUUGUUGGAAGAAAAGGAACGCCUCAAAGAAGAGUGGUCUCUAUUUAAAGAUCAGAAAAAGAAUUUUGAGAGAGAAAGACGAAGCUUUACAGAAGCUGCUAUUCGCCUAGGAUUAGAGAGAAAGGCAUUUGAAGAAGAAAGAGCCAGUUGGUUAAAGCAACAGUUUUUAAAUAUGACUACCUUUGACCACCAGAACUCAGAAAAUGUGAAACUUUUCAGUGCCUUCUCAGGAAGUUCUGAUCGGGACAAUCUUACAGUACACUUGAGGCCACAGCAAAAGAAGCCUCACAGUGUGUCUAACGGGUCUCCAGUUUGCACAUCUAAACUUACUAAAUCUCUUCCUGCUUCUCCUUCUACUUCAGACUUUUGUCAGACACGUUCCUGUGUGUCUGAACAUAGUUCAAGCAGUGUGUUGACUAUAACUCCUGAAGAACCUAAACGAAAUCAGGUUGGAAGAGAAGGUCUCAAUCAGUCAUGGAGCAUGGCAUCCAGACCUGGGUCACAGGAGGAUUGCUACAGUGGUUGCUCCUUGAUCUACACAAAUUCUCAUGUAGAAAAAGAUGACUUACCUUAG